UAAAUGGAGAAAAGCAAUGAAAUUCCUCGAAUGACCAUGUUUUUUCUCUCUCCCUGCAGAAAUUGGCCAAGAGAAAUGGCAGCAGGAAACCAUUCCUCACUGACUGAGUUCAUCUUGGCUGGGCUCUCAGAGCAGCCAGAUCUCCAGCUGUCCCUCUUCCUCCUCUUCCUGGGAAUCUAUGUGAUCACAGUGGUGGGGAACCUGGGCAUGAUCUCAUUGAUUGGGCUCAGUGCUCACCUGCACACCCCUAUGUACUAUUUUCUCAGCAGUUUGUCCUUCAUUGACCUCUGCCAUUCCACUGUCAUUACUCCCAAAAUGCUGGUGAACUUUGUGACAGACAAGAACAUCAUCUCCUAUCCUGAAUGCAUGACUCAGCUCUAUUUCUUCCUCGUUUUUGCUAUUGCAGAGUGUUAUAUGUUGGCUGCAAUGGCCUAUGAUCGCUAUGUUGCCAUCUGUAGCCCCUUGCUUUACAAUGUCAUCAUGUCCUAUCAGACCUGCUUUUCCCUGAUUUUAGGGGUGUAUAUUGUAGGCCUGGUUUGUGCAUCAGCUCAUACAGGCUGCAUGUUUAGGGUUCAAUUCUGCAAAUUUGAUGUGAUCAAUCAUUAUUUUUGUGAUCUUAUUUCCAUCUUAAAGCUCUCUUGUUCUAGUACUUAUGUAAAUGAAUUACUGAUUCUAAUAUUUAGUGGAAUUAAUAUCCUCUUUCCCAGCCUGACCAUACUUGCCUCCUACAUCUUCAUCACUGCCAGCAUCCUCCACAUUCGCUCCAUUGAGGGCAGGUGCAAAGCCUUCCGCACGUGCAGCUCCCACAUCUUGGCUGUUGCUGUCUUCUUUGGAUCUGCAGCGUUCAUGUACCUUCAGCCAUCAUCAGUCAGCUCCAUGGACCAAGGGAAAGUCUCCUCUGUGUUUUAUACUAUUUUUGUGCCUAUGUUGAACCCGCUGAUUUACAGCCUUAGGAAUAAAGAUGUCAAUGUUGCCUUGAAGAAAAUGCUAAAGAAAAGCAUACUAUUGUGACCAGAGUAAUGUGAAGAGGACUUUUACUAGAUCUAAGCCUUAUACUAAUACAUUGUACAAAUUGGUGUAUUUCAUUUUAUUGCAUC
Molecule: messenger RNA, 1097 nt
Organism: Microcebus murinus (gray mouse lemur)
Lineage: Eukaryota; Metazoa; Chordata; Mammalia; Primates; Cheirogaleidae
Product: olfactory receptor 8G1
Biological process (GO): G protein-coupled receptor signaling pathway
Cellular component (GO): membrane
Molecular function (GO): G protein-coupled receptor activity; olfactory receptor activity
Source: RefSeq, a predicted model, not a curated record